AACUGAUUAGUGUUUUUUAUAGACGAAGGACGAACAUCACACAUCACAUGAUAGCGCGAUUGCAAUAGAAAGUAUCGCGAGUUAUCUUUCAAUUUAACCCAGUUGUUCUGUAAAUUUCUUUUUCCAACUAUUACAACGAUGAAAUGCCAUUUUUAAGAAGAUUCGUAUGUUACUAUGGCCAGUAAACCUUCUCUCUUAAAAGUUGUUCUUUUGGGUGAUGGCGGAGUUGGAAAGUCGUCGCUCAUGAAUCGAUUUGUGAGUAAUAAGUUCGACAGUCAAUCUUUUCACACAAUUGGUGUAGAAUUUCUUAACAAAGAUGUUUCAGUUGAAGGAGAAACAUACACUUUACAAAUUUGGGACACUGCUGGCCAAGAAAGGUUUAAAAGCUUGCGUACACCAUUUUAUCGUGGAUCGGACAUUUGCUUGCUUGUUUUUGCCGUAAAUGAUAGACAGAGCCUUGAAAAUCUCGCACAAUGGAAGAAGGAGUUUUUGUAUUAUGCCGACGUCAAAGAUCCGGAGAACUUCCCUUUCAUCGUGCUUGGCAAUAAGAUUGACAUCGAGGAAGAGCGGGUUGUUGAUAUGGAUGAGGCAAAGUCAUGGUGUCAAGAGUACGGUCAGUUACCCUACUUUGAAACGAGUGCGAAAGAUAAUACAAAUGUGGACUUGGCAUUUAGUUCGUCUGUAAAACGCCGUUCUGAACUCGAACAAAAUUUAGACCGUCAAAUGAAAACUUUAACUCCAGGUGGGGUGAAUCUUAACUAUCAAGAGCCAAAUAAGAAAGCAUCUCUCUGCUGUUAAAGCAUGACAAAUUAUACGUAUCACUGAGUUAUUUGAAAAUUCCUGCUUUUCUAUGCGGUGUAAGAUUUUAUAAAUCGACGCUUUAUAUGAAUGAACAAACUGUCGUUGUAUUUAAUGCAACAAAAAUACAAAAAUAACCCAUAUAUCAA
Xenia sp. Carnegie-2017 is the source of this 947-nucleotide messenger RNA. Its product is annotated as ras-related protein Rab-9B-like. Gene Ontology annotation, biological process: retrograde transport, endosome to Golgi. NCBI's taxonomy places the organism in Eukaryota, Metazoa, Cnidaria, Anthozoa, Malacalcyonacea, Xeniidae. The record is from RefSeq and is a predicted model, not a curated record. Gene Ontology annotation, molecular function: GTPase activity; GTP binding. The transcript has 2 exons. Bases 175 to 798 code for a protein of 207 amino acids. Gene Ontology annotation, cellular component: lysosome; phagocytic vesicle; late endosome.